Messenger RNA from Colletotrichum aenigma, 2169 nucleotides. RefSeq names its product Zinc finger protein. Bases 1 to 2169 code for a protein of 722 amino acids. Gene Ontology annotation, molecular function: zinc ion binding; DNA-binding transcription factor activity, RNA polymerase II-specific; RNA polymerase II cis-regulatory region sequence-specific DNA binding. The record is from RefSeq and is a predicted model, not a curated record. The transcript has 4 exons. Gene Ontology annotation, cellular component: chromatin. Lineage: Eukaryota; Fungi; Ascomycota; Sordariomycetes; Glomerellales; Glomerellaceae. Gene Ontology annotation, biological process: DNA-templated transcription; regulation of transcription by RNA polymerase II.
AUGCGAUCGCGUGCCUCCGCAGUUGCCGGUAGAGGCGAUAACACCGAUAACGACGGCGCUGCCGACGACGUUGGCGACGGCAAUGGCCCCCCGUCUUCCCCUUCCUCCUCCACCGCCUCCGCAUCACUGCCGUGCCCCGAGUGCGGGCAGACGUUCCCUUCUGUUGACGACGAGACUAUCCUCGUUGCGCAACCUGCAGCCGAUGGCGACGUAUCCGCCGCCCUCUCUCCGCCUCGCCAGCACCUGCAGCCCAUCACUUCGCAAUCUUGCGUCUCAGACCAGCUUUCGCUCGAGCCAGACCUCCUUUGGGAUGCCCUCUUGACCCCGGCGCAAUUCCUGUUUCCUUUCUCGCCGGUGCCCUCUCUUGGACCUGGGACAUCGACAGACUUCGGCUUCGGAGACACCGCCUUGGCUGUCGUCGGUCAAUCUGCGGAUGACCAGAGCGUGCAAAACAGCUUCGGUGCCAAAGCAACACCAAGAGUAGGCGUAGAGGCCGUUGAUGUUUUCAAUGUACCAGACAACCUGACAGCAGAAGAAGAAGACAUCCUGAUCGCGGAGCACAUUCCUCAUGUACCUCCUAUGACAGCAGAAACGCGAGCACACAUGAUCCAAUCCAUCAAAGCCCGACUGCCACAGCACGAAGCCCAAGGGCUUGACGCCAACUUCCCAUCCCUGCGGCACCUUGAUACAUACAUGCAGUUGUAUUUUGAGCACUUUCAUCCACGCAUGCCUUUGUUACACAAGCCGACAUUCCAGGCGUCGUCUGAGACGUGGCAGUUGGUGCUCAGUUUGGUGUGUCUCGGCAGUCGAUACUCCUUAGCGCACCAGCAUCACGAUCAUGUUCUACUACUGCAGCGAAUUGCCCAGCAUAUGCUGAAAAGAGACAUUCGAGAGCUAUCGAGCAAUGAUGUUUUGACAUGUGCGCAAUCCCUAUUAUUGUUUCAUCAAAGCCAGUGGCUCUCGGGCGAGUGGAACAUUGUCAUGGAGGUGCAAUUCCACCGGAAUAUCCUCGUCACCCUUUGUCGCCAGCUUCUGUCUCGAGAGGGUACUCUGAUGCACACGCAUGCAUCCGCUGAAGACGCGAACCACGCGUGGUCCCAGUGGAUACAAGCCGAAGCUAAACGCCGCAUCAUCCACUUCACUUGGAGGUGGGAGUGUCUCCAGGCGACAUUCUUCAUGCUGCCUCCUCUGCUCUCAGUUGCUGAGCUGCAAACGCCGGUGCCCACAGCUGAUGCGCACUGGUCAUUGAGUUACGAGCAGUGGCACCUUCACCCGCCACCGCAGCCUUCAUCGACUAUCUGUGCUCUAAUUGCACGCGUUGGUCUCGGCGAUGUAGUGCCGGCAAGUCUGGACCAACCGAUCAAGUCUACAAUCCUGCUCUCGGCCAUCGUGCAGCAAGCUGCCGAGAGCGAUUUGCUGCGAGCCAUGGGACUCGGCUCUGCCGGCAGUACAAGUAGUCAACCCGGUCUAGCUCUAGGAAUGGGGACAAUGCUCUCCCAGAAAGCCUUCAAUGCGUUGUCCCAAGUAGGAUGCUCUCAGGUGCUGCGCGAAACCGACGCCGGCACCAACUCGAACGACUUCGCUUUACUGUCUCGAGUUCUUUCCAUUUGCUCAUUUACACCGUUGCGGUUACUCAACUCCUACAGCAAAUGGCAGACGACAGAUGCAGGCCACAGCGACGCCCGGCUCGUACUAUUGGACAUCAUACCGCAGAACUUCAGCAGAGCAAGGCACUGCUUGUACUACGCGGCGCAGGUUCUUCAGUACUUUCGAACUACCAGAGUCGCAACAAUACUCGACAUUCUGAGCGUCUUGAUAUGCGUGCUCUACAUGGUGGUGUACGCAGAUAUCUUUGAGCAGCGAGACCCCAAUUCCGCCGGAAGCGGGGUCGGCGCCAGCACGUCUAGCACGGAGAUUAUCCGACUCGACCAAGUCGUUGAUGCGGAUCUUUUAAACGGCUGGUUGGAGGUCAGAAACCAUAGGAGACCUCACAUUACUGGCGUCGGUCUCCUGCACAGCGGUCGCAGCGUGCCUCGUUUAUACAAAGAAGCGUCGCGGAUUAUGGCAACCGGAUCCUCGGUCUCGAGGAUGGCUAAGGAGAUGUCGAUGAUUCUCGAGUCGCAAGGUAAAGGUUAUCCUCCAGAGCUAGUUCACCGACAGGGCGGAUAG